Molecule: messenger RNA, 1054 nt
Organism: Alternaria alternata
Lineage: Eukaryota; Fungi; Ascomycota; Dothideomycetes; Pleosporales; Pleosporaceae
Exons: 2
Biological process (GO): sulfite transmembrane transport; transmembrane transport
Cellular component (GO): plasma membrane
Molecular function (GO): sulfite transmembrane transporter activity
Source: RefSeq, a predicted model, not a curated record
CAUGUGGUGGCUCGACGUCGCACUCAGCGUUGCUUGUUGCCUCUGGCUACCUUUCCAGAUGAUGACCAAACAUCAUAACCGCCAUGAGACGAUGACAGCAGCCUGGCUUCUGCCGAUCGUGGCCUGCAUCGUUGCAGCAGCUUCUGGCGGCGUUGUCGCCUCGGUCUUGCCUGACCCGAAUCACGCCCUUGUCACCAUAGUCACCAGCUAUGUCCUUUGGGGUAUGGGUCUACCUCUGGCACUCGUGAUAAUGGUUAUAUACUUCCAUCGUCUUGCCAUUCAUAACCUUCCAUCUCAGGAGGUUAUCGUCAGCGUCUUCUUGCCUCUCGGCCCCAUGGGCCAGGGCGGAUACGCAGUUUUGAAACUCGGCAUUCAAGCUUCGAAGACCUUCCCAGAUACAAAAGCCUUGCACCCGGUAGCUGGAGAGGUCCUCUACGUACUAGGCUGGAUGACCGCCAUCACACUCUGGGGCUUCGGUCUGGUAUGGUUGUUCUUCGCUGUCGCGUCGAUCAGUCGAAACAAGUUCCCUUUUAACAUGGGUUGGUGGGGUUUCACCUUUCCUAUUGGCGUCUUUACAAUGUCUACCAUUACCAUAGGACAAGAACUUCCUUCCGCUUUCUUUAGGAUUCUAGGAACGAUACUUGGAAUUAGUGUCGUUCUGCUCUGGGUGCUUGUCGCUGUUGGCACUAUGAAGAACAUUAUAUACGCAAACAUGUUCGAAGCGCCUUGCCUGCGCGACAUAGAGAAGAAAGCAUGUGCAGCUUCUCGUGGGAUGCAACAUCAGGACGCGUAGGUAGAUCCAGCAUAGAGAGCCUUCGUCGUUGCGAGAGUAAUGUUUAGCUGGGAGCUUCACUCACUAGCUGACUGUAAAUAAAAGGGCGAUUAGACCGAAAAGGACGAGGAAAUGUCAGGCUCGUGAGGUAAAGGAGACAUGCAAGUUGACGAGAUCAAAGUCAACCUACAAGCUCCUGGAGACGCCCGUUUCAUUUCCAGCGAAGCUCGUAUUUCUUCCUUGACUGGUAGUGGGGAUAGGUUGCGAAACGCAGUACCACCU